This is a messenger RNA of Sinocyclocheilus anshuiensis, 2924 nucleotides long. RefSeq names its product endosomal/lysomomal potassium channel TMEM175. The record is from RefSeq and is a predicted model, not a curated record. NCBI's taxonomy places the organism in Eukaryota, Metazoa, Chordata, Actinopteri, Cypriniformes, Cyprinidae. Bases 113 to 1675 code for a protein of 520 amino acids. The transcript is spliced from 10 exons. Gene Ontology annotation, molecular function: proton channel activity; potassium channel activity.
GUCAUUACGAAAUAACUUCCGGUCAGCUGAUAGUGUGUCAUCGGUGUUUGCAAACAAAUCUACUGUGGCUUCGUGCUUGCACCGUCCACUGACACCCCACACCGCCGCGGUCAUGGGAGAGAAUGAUGAAAGCGAAAUAAUCGAGCACCACGAUGACGAGGAGAUGGAGAAGAUGCGGACGCCGAGGAAUCAUUCGCAAUCCUUUCUGGAGAGCGUCGCGUCGUCGGAGAAGGACGGAUACAGUAGCACGCAGUCAUCACACCGCCUGCUCGCCUACAGCGAUGCGCUCAUCUCCAUCAUCGCCACUGUAAUGAUAUUGCCUGUUGCGCAUACAAAAUUUCAGGAUAAUGAGGAACUGAAACUGAGUAUUCAGGCUUUGCUCACCACCAAGGUUGCUGUCUACUUGAUGACUUUUUUGAUUGUCACUGUUGCUUGGGCUGCACAUAUCCGGUUGUUUCAAGUCAUUGAGCGUAUUGACGACACUCUUGCACUGCUUAAUCUGGCAUGUAUGAUGCUUAUAACCUUUCUACCAUACACAUUCUCUCUCAUGGCAACAUUCCCUAAUAAUACCCUCGGCAUCCUCCUCUUCUGUGCUUGUGUCAUGGUGAUUGGUUUAAUUCAGGCCUUGAUUGUCUUGUAUGGAUUCAGCCAUCCUUUCCUUCUCAAUGAUCAGAUCCAAAUGUCUGAGAAUCAGGCUUAUUAUAAGAGACGGAUACUUGAAGUCAUCAUGAGGGUUCCUAUCAUGUGCCUGUUUGCCAGCGUCUUUUCAGCCAUCUUUAUCCAAGUGUCCUACAUUAUUUUGGCUAUUGUCAUAUUCCUGCCAUACAUCGCUCAGUGUUUAAAAUGGAUCCAGAGUAAAGCCAUCGGUGGUCAGGUGGAAGACAGCCCAGAUUCAGUGCCCUUCUACACCUACCAUCCCAGUGAACCUUUGAGUAAAGAGCGAGUGGAGGCCUUCAGUGAUGGGGUGUAUGCAAUCGUAGCCACACUGCUCAUCUUAGACAUUUGUGAAGACAACGUGCCUGAUCCGUCUGUGGUGAAGAAGGAGUUUGACAACAACCUUGUCGCUGCGCUUCAGGAGUACGGUCCCGAGUACCUGGCCUACUUCGGUUCCUUCGCCACCAUUGGCCUGCUUUGGUUCGUUCAUCACUCUCUCUUCCUGCAUGUGACAAAGGCCACGCGCCUCAUGGGCCUCUUCAACACGUUCUCCCUGGCCUUCGUGGGCGGCCUGCCGCUCGCCUACCAGCUCACGCAUGAAUUUCCCAGAGGCUCCCGCAAUGAGCUGGAGGCCGUGCAGAUCAGCUGCGUCAUCAUCUUCUUCGCCGGUCUGUUCCAGCUAGCCAUGUGGGUAACGGCACUUUUCACGGAACGCGAGACUUUGCACCCGUAUGUGCGCUACGGUGGACGAGAGCACGCCUUUAUGUUGGCCAAGCUCUCGCUCUACCCCUGCGUGGCCCUCGGGACCUUCGUUUUCACCUGCGUCCUGAGCCGCUUCAGCACGUCCAUCUUUCACAUGAUGGAGAUUGGCGUACCGUUUGCUUUUCUUGUACUGAGGCUGCUGGUCCGUGUGGCGCUGGUGCUGCUCAGGUGGCUCUUCUGUCCUGCGAGGAACGAUUUGGACAGUGUUCCAGUAGAGGAAGAGGACUCCCAGCUGCCCAUUAAUGAUAUAGUGACUUAGCAGUGAACGAAGAAGAAAACGCCUCAAUGUUUAACCUAAAAUUAAGGUUAGGCUAGAUUCUCGGCGCUUUUGUUUAUAAUUAAUACUGCAGCUGAUAGCUUUGUGCUGUAGAAGACGUCCAUAUCGGUCAAAUCUCUCAUUUAGUUUAAUAGACUGUGGGACUGAUUGAUGAGGUCUUCAUCAUGAUGAGUCUUCAGUGUCAUAGCAGUGGUCCGAGGAGAGCCCAAGAGCUUUUUUUCUCCUUACAGAAAUGCACAAAAAUGUUUUUAAGCCUUGGAUUUAUUAGCAUGUUAAAACGAUGUCUCAGUGUUUUUAUGUUUAUAUUUUAAUGUGAAUUAAAUUACACAGAGGUUUUCACUUCAUUCAAUCAGUAAGAACUACAAAAGUGUUUUAGGUUAUGUUCAGUUAUGUGGGUUUUAGUAUUACAAUUAUAUUCUUGGUAUUUUUUUAUUUUAAUUAAUUAUUUUGCACUUUUAUGUUAUUCGUGCUUUUGAUCUGGAGCUGCAAUUCAGGUCUUUAUACAUUCUAUUGGAGGAAAUCUUUCAUGUAACCGCAGAAACGUCCAAAACCACAUGCAUUAGGUGAAUGCUCUGUCAAUGUGCUUGUAUAAAUCUACUCUUCAUUUCACCUGACAAUGAAACUAGUGAUGCACCUUAGAAUAAAUAAUGAAGUCACUGUUGCACUUACACUCUGAUCUGAAUGGAGCAUGUCGAGAUAAUGAUAAAAUGCAUAAGCCAUUAUAAGAGGUGUUUUGUUUUCGUGGCAUUUGAGAUUGUUUUGUUAGUAUUUCAUCUAAAUGUUAUUACCAUACUGACUAUAAGAUGUUGUAUGUAAAGUGCACUUGUCAAACAUUUUAAUUUCUUGAUUUUUUUAUUACCCUCACAUUAUCAAGUCUGUUAGGAUUCUGCUUUGGUUUUGGGAACCACUGUAGCUGUGUCAGUCCAAAUGUUACUGUUUAACUACAAACAAAGAUACACUUUUGAGAAUAAACUCAAGUGCUGCUUGCAGAAGUACUGCAAUUUUGGUGGAAGACUGAAAUCAUGUAAUGAAUGUGACCACACUGAGCGUAAGUCAGAAGUGAAGUUUAUUCACCAAGUGUAGCAUUGCAAUAAUAACAAUAAUGAUAAUAAUAAUUCUUACUUUUUUUCCCCAGUAUUGCCCAUAACUUAUUACUUUCUUUGUCUUCUGGUAAAUAUUUACUACUGAACAUUUUUAAUAAAAAAAAAAAAAAAAUCUGAAAAUCAUCAAA